Molecule: messenger RNA, 516 nt
Organism: Cooperia oncophora
Lineage: Eukaryota; Metazoa; Nematoda; Chromadorea; Rhabditida; Trichostrongylidae
Source: the annotation of a GenBank genome assembly
AUGAGGGGCCAUCUAAUCUCGUCAGGGAAUCAGGACGUCAUCAGAUUAAUCGGAAACCCGGAAACUCCCCCACCCAACGACACAAGGACUGCCUCUUUCGUCUGCUCGUAUAAUUGUCGGACUAUUGCAUCGGAUGCUGAUCUCCGAACACUUCUGCUGAGGAGUCGUCAGAUCAAGUACGAUGUUAUCGCUAUACAAGAAACGAAGGGCAGAACGGAAACCAUUAGGAGGAAAACCGAUCACAACGAGCUGCUUAUUGUUGGAGCCAAGGUGGAUGGCAAGAAUGUCGGCGGAGUUGGAUUUCUCAUAAACCAGGCAGUGGUCCAUCUAGUAGACUCUCACAAAAUCAUCAGUCCACGCAUCGCUGUUCUACGCUUGCUGACCAAAGAUCAAGGAGCCAUAUCCAUUAUCAAUGGAUAUGCACCCACCUCCACCGCCACUGACGAAGAACGCGAAGAAUUUUACCAGCUUCUGGAAGAUACGAUUCAGAAUGAGAGAACUUACUACAAGUAUGUG